Molecule: messenger RNA, 1203 nt
Organism: Oryza sativa Japonica Group (Japanese rice)
Lineage: Eukaryota; Viridiplantae; Streptophyta; Magnoliopsida; Poales; Poaceae
Source: RefSeq, a predicted model, not a curated record
AUAUCUAUCGAAACCGCUAUAUAGGCCUCACCGCCCCGGGCGGAAAUAUCUUGCGCGCUCACUCCCUCCCUUGCCCCCACCGACGAACGGAACAAAUCUUAGCGAGGAAAAAGCGAGCGCUUUUUUCUUAUCCUGUUCCGCGGGCGCGCUGCCACGACCGAACCGGGAGGAUACUUGCGAAUUACACGAUCGGUUGUGGCACUAUGAUGGGCGGCGAGUGCAAGGUCCACCAGCUCCAGGCCGCCGGCGACGGGGGCCCAGGCGCCGUCGCGCCGUUCGUGGCGAAGACGUUCCACAUGGUGAGCGACCCGUCGACGAACGCCGUCGUGCGCUGGGGAGGCGCCGGCAACACGUUCCUCGUGCUCGACCCCGCCGCCUUCUCCGACUUCCUCCUCCCCUCCUACUUCAAGCACCGCAACUUCGCCAGCUUCGUCCGGCAGCUCAACACCUACGGAUUCCGCAAGGUGGAUCCGGACAGGUGGGAGUUCGCGCACGAGUCGUUCCUGCGGGGGCAGGCGCAGCUGCUGCCGCGGAUCGUGCGCAAGAAGAAGAAGGGCGGGGCGGCGCCGGGGUGCAGGGAGCUGUGCGAGGAAGGGGAGGAGGUGCGGGGCACCAUCGAGGCGGUGCAGCGGCUGCGGGAGGAGCAGAGGGGCAUGGAGGAGGAGCUCCAGGCCAUGGACCAGAGGCUGCGCGCCGCCGAGAGCCGCCCGGGCCAGAUGAUGGCGUUCCUCGCCAAGCUCGCCGACGAACCGGGCGUCGUGCUGCGCGCCAUGCUCGCCAAGAAGGAGGAGCUGGCCGCGGCCGGCAACAACGGGUCCGAUCCCUGCAAGAGGCGGCGGAUCGGGGCCGACACGGGGCGCGGCGGCGUGGCGACCGGCGGCGACGCGGCCGAGAUGGCGCAGAGCAGAGGCACCGUGCCGUUCCCGUUCUCUGUUCUUGGCCAAGUGUUCUACUAGCCGCAACAGGGCCAGAUAGGUGUACACGUACGCAGUCCCCCGUUGUAUAUAUAACAACAGUGUAACUUCGCCUCGGUUUAGUUGCCUACUGUUAAGUUAGUGUACUUAAGCAUAAUAGGAGAGUUUGGCUAAGUAGCUAUCGUUGGAUUUGUGUGUAUAUAUCGACUAUCGAGGGGCUAAUAACGCCUAUUUUGUUCAAUGUAUCGUGCUUACGACUUCUGAGAGAGAGAUGUUAGGCUUAUGCUCA